Messenger RNA from Acanthosepion pharaonis, 528 nucleotides. The record is from the annotation of a GenBank genome assembly. NCBI's taxonomy places the organism in Eukaryota, Metazoa, Mollusca, Cephalopoda, Sepiida, Sepiidae.
AUGUAUAUUCAUAAUCUAUCCAUUAUUACUGUUUAUUUUCUAUCUAUCUAUCUAUCUAUCUAUCUAUCUAUCUAUCUAUCUAUCUAUCUAUCUAUCUACAAAUUUCAUUCAUUGCCUUCAUCUGUUCAUCAUCUAUGUAUCUACAAAAAGGCUAUUCAUCAUCUAUCCAUCUACUAUCUAUCUAUCUAUCUAUCUAUCUAUCUAUCUAUCUAUCUACAAAAUAGUCUAUUCAUAAUCUAUCUACUCACUGCGACGACUCUCUACUACUCGGAUCUAUCUAUCUAUCUAUCUAUCUAUCUAUCUAUCUAUCUAUCUAUCUAUAAAAUAUAUUCACCUUCUAUCUAUCUAUCUAUCUAUCUAUCUAUCUAUCUAUCUAUCUAUGAAAGUAUAUUCACCUUCUAUCCAGCUACUAUCUAUCUAUCUAUCUAUAAAUGUAUAUUCACCUUAUAUCCAGCUACUAUCUAUCUAUCUAUCUAUCUAUCUAUCUAUCUAUGCAAACUGACGUGCACAUAUUUUCUUAUUUCUUGA